AGAUAGUUUAGAAUGAGUGAAUCAGGCGACACUGCAGUAGUAUCCCUGGCUCCAGGACCGCAACCGGAUGUUCAGUAUCCUCUGAAAGUGGUCUAUUGUGGAGAAUGUUCUAUGCCUUUGGAGUACUGCGACUACUCCGGAAUCACUGACAAGUGCCGAAAGUGGGCAGAAGACCACGCUCCAGAAGCACUCGAAGGUCUUGAGAUUGCACCAGAAGGAGAGGGUGAAGAGAAAAAACAUCAGAAAAGAGGCGGAAAGGGUACAGUUAAGGUAAACAAGGUUGAGAAGAAGAAGACGGCCACAGCAACGAAAAUCACUCUUCAAAGAGAACCCCGCGGAAAGAAGAGCGUGACCGUUAUCAGAGGAUUAGCAGGCUUUGAAAUUGAUCUCAAACAAGCAUCAAAGCUGUUUGCGCAAAAAUUUGCCUGUGGUAGCUCCGUUACGGGUGCUGAUGAGAUCGUCAUACAAGGGGACGUGAAAGAUGAUAUCUUCGAUAUGAUUCCGACCAAAUGGCCACAGGUAUCCGAAGAUAUGAUUGAAGACCUUGGUGACAAGAAGCGAUAGAGUAGCUCAGGCUGUUUCUAAUCAUUUUUGUUAUUGUUCGCAUAAAUACGUUUUUUGC
This is a messenger RNA of Cylicocyclus nassatus, 622 nucleotides long. NCBI's taxonomy places the organism in Eukaryota, Metazoa, Nematoda, Chromadorea, Rhabditida, Strongylidae. The record is from the annotation of a GenBank genome assembly.